UGCCCCGCGGGGGCCGGGGCCUUUAUGGACAGAGCAACCUUCGCCCGUUCCACCGCUUUUUUCCGGGAUCCGGGGAAUCCUUCUCCAGCCUCUCUUCCCGGGGGCCACGUGGAUUUUAUCGACAGAGUCGAUUCCUUCACUUAUUCCGAUUUUUUCCGGGAUUAUCUCCUUCCCAACCAUCCCUGCAUCUUCUCGGCCAAGUUCACCCAGGAUUGGGGCAGCAGGAAAACCUGGGUGACGCCGGAUGGGAAACCCAACUUUGAGCAUCUCCUGAAGGAGUUCGGAGAAGCCGUGGUGCCCGUGGCCAAUUGCGACGUCCGGGAAUACAACUCCAACCCCAAGGAGCGGCUGCCCUUCAAGGAAUUCCUGGAAUAUUGGCGGGAAUACAUCGGCAACGGCCACCGCUCCUCCCGCGGCUGCCUCUACCUCAAGGACUGGCACCUGAGCAGAGAUUUCCCGGAGCAGGAUGUUUACACCACUCCCGUGUAUUUUUCCUCGGAUUGGCUCAACGAAUAUUGGGAUGCCGUGGCCGUGGAUGAUUUCCGGUUCGUCUACAUGGGGCCCAAGGGAUCCUGGACGCCGUUCCACGCCGACGUCUUCCGCUCUUACAGCUGGUCGGCCAACGUCUGUGGCCGGAAGAGAUGGCUCCUGUAUCCCGCGGGACAGGAGGAAUUCCUGAAGGAUUGCCACGGGAAUCUCCCCUUCGACGUGACGGCUCCGGAACUUCGGGAUGAGAGGAUUUAUCCGCGUUUCAGCCGGAGCCAAGCCCCUCUGGAAAUCCUCCAGGAAGCCGGAGAGAUCGUCUUCGUUCCCAGCGGAUGGCACCACCAGGUUCAUAACCUGGAAGACACCAUUUCCAUCAACCACAACUGGGUGAACGGCUGCAACGUGGCCGUCAUGUGGUGCUUCCUGCAGGAUGAGCUGGCGGCCGUCCAGAGGGAAAUCAGCCAAUGGAAAGAUCCCAUGGAUGAUUGGCACCUCCAAUGCCAGCUGAUCAUGAAAUCCUGCACGGGCAUCGACUACAAGGAAUUCUACGACUUCCUCAAAGUCGUCGCGGAGAACCGCGUCUCCAUCCUGGAGAAGGGCCUGGACGAGGAAUCCUCGUCCCAGAGCAAUUCCAAGGCCGCCAUCUCCACCUUGGGAAUGCUGCACGCCGUCUUCGACCUGAAGAGGACGGUGAAGGUGCUGAGCUCGUUAAGCGCUAACGAGGAUUUCCGGAAGCUGGAUCUGGCUUCGCUCUCUCCUCCUCCCGAGGUUCUGCUCCAGCACCUGGAGUCGGCCAUAGACACGGCCCUGCUCUGAAUUCCCGCUUUUCCAGGCUUUUUUUUCCAGAGGGUUUGGAGGAGAAGGACUUGAACAAGAGCUUUACUCCAGCGGGAGGAGGGAGAACGUUUGGGAAGGAGGGAAAAGAUUUGGGAAGGAGGGAAAAGAUUUGGGAAGGAGGGAGAACGUUUGGGAAGGAGGGAGAAGAUUUGGGAAGGAGGGAGAACAUUUGGGAAGGAGGGAGAACAUUUGGGAAGGAGGGAGAACAUUCCCAAAGUUCAGACUGGUUUGGAGGAAUUACUGACAAAACAACCUCAGACAAAGGAAAAUCCCAGGUUUUUUUUAGGAUUGCGAGCAGCAACUCAGGGAACAAAUUCCCUGUGGAUCAAGCCUGGAAGUGGAAUGAAGCAAAUUCCCUGUGCUUAAGCUCAGCUUUGUUGAAACCUCUCCUGCUUCCAGCUGCAGCUCGGCUUUCCCAUCCUUUUUCUUAGGGAAUUCCAUGGAUGCCUGAGCUGGAGCCAGCACCUGGAGUCGGCCAUAGACACGGCCCUGCUCUGAAUUCCCACUUUUCCAAGCUUUUUUUCCAGAGGGUUUGGAGGAGAAGGACUUGAACAAGAGCUUUACUCCAGCGGGAGGAGGGAGAACGUUUGGGAAGGAGGAAGAAGAUUUGGGAAGGAGGGAGAACAUUUGGGAAGGAGGGAGAACAUUUGGGGAUGAAGAAGAUUUGGGAAGGAGGGAGAACAUUUGGGAAGGAGGGAGAACAUUCCCAAAGUUCGGAGUGGUUUGGAGGAAUUACUGACAAAACCACCUCAGACAAAGGAAAAUCCCAAAAUUUUUCAGGAUUGCGAGCAGGAACUCAGGGAAGAGAAUUCCCUACGGAUCAAUCCUGGAAGUGGAAUGAAGCAAAUUCCCUGUGCUUAAGCUCAGCUUUGUUGAAACCUCUCCUGCUUCCAGCUGCAGCUCGGCUUUCCCAUCCUUUUUCUUCGGGAAUUCCAUGGAUGCCUGAGCUGGAGCCAGCACCUGGAAUCGGCCAUAGACACGGCCCUGCUCUGAAUUCCCGCUUUUCCAAGCUUUUUUCUAAAGGGUUUGGGAGAGACGGACAUGGACAAGAGCUUUACUCCAGCAGGAGGAAGGAGAACAUUUGGGAAGGAGGGAGAACGUUUGGGAAGGAGGGAGAACAUUUGGGAAUGAGGGAGAACAUUUGGGAAGGAGGGAGAACAUUUGGGAAGGAGGGAGAACAUUUGGGAAGGAGGGAGAACAUUUGGGAAGGAGGGAGAAGAUUUGGGAAGGAGGGAAAAGAUUUGGGAAGGAGGAAGAACAUUUGGGAAAGAGGGAGAACAUUCCCAAAGUUCAGACUGGUUUGGAGGAAUUACAGACACAACAACCUCAGACAAAGGAAAAUCCCAAAAUUUUUCAGGAUUGCGAGCAGGAACUCAGGGAACAAAUUCCCUAUGGAUCAAGCCUGGAAGAGGAAUGAAGCAAAUUCCCUGUGCUUAAGCUCAGCUUUGUUGAAACCUCUCCUGCUUCCAGCUGCAGCUCGGCUUUCCCAUCCUUUUUCUUAGGGAAUUCCAUGGAUGCCUGAGCUGGAGCCAGCACCUGGAAUCGGCCAUAGACACAGCCCUGCUCUGAAUUCCCGCUUUUCCAAGCUUUUUUUUCCAAAGGGUUUGGAGGAGAAGGACUUGAACAAGAGCUUUACUCCAGCGGGAGGAGGGAGAACAUUUGGGAAGGAGGGAGAACAUUUGGGAAGGAGGGAAAAGAUUUGGGAAGGAGGGAGAACAUUCCCAAAGUUCAGACUGGUUUGGAGGAACUACUGACAAAACCACCUCAGACAAAGGAAAAUCCCAGUUUUUUUUCAGGAUUGCGAGCAGGAACUCAGGGAAGAGAAUUCCCUACGGAUCAAGCCUGGAAGAGGAAUGAAGCAAAUUCCCUGUGCUUAAGCUGAGCUUUGUUGAAACCUCUCCUGCUUCCAGCUGCAGCUCGGCUUUCCCAUCCUUUUUCUUAGGGAAUUCCAUGGAUGCCUGAGCUGGAGCCAGCACCUGGAGUCGGCCAUAGACACGGCCCUGCUCUGAAUUCCUGCUUUUCCAAGCUUUUUUUCCAGAGGGUUUGGAGGAGAAGGACUUGAACAAGAGCUUUACUCCAGCGGGAGGAGGGAGAACGUUUGGGAAGGAGGGAAAAAAUUUGGGAAGGAGGGAGAACAUUUGGGAAGGAGGGAAAAGAUUUGGGAAGGAGGGAGAACAUUUGGGAAGGAGGGAGAACAUUUGGGAAAGAGGAAGAACAUUCCCAAAGUUCAGAGUGGUUUGGAGGAAUUACUGACACAACAACCUCAGACAAAGGAAAAUCCCAGUUUUUUUUCAGGAUUGCGAGCAGGAACUCAGGGAAGAGAAUUCCCUACGGAUCAAUCCUGGAAGAGGAAUGAAGCAAAUUCCCUGUGCUUAAGCUCAGCUUUGUUGAAACCUCUCCUGCUUCCAGCUGCAGCUCGGCUUUCCCAUCCUUUUUCUUAGGGAAUUCCAUGGAAUUCCAUGGAAGCCUAAGAUGUGGGAAAUGUUGAUUCCGUGUCUUCCAGAGUGGGAUUUCCAAAGCCGAGCAGCUCAGGAUUCCGUUUCAUCCCGACUCCCGGCAAAACCCGGCUUUGCCUCAUCCCAAAAAAAAAAAAAAAAAAAAAAAAAAAAAAUCAGGAACGGGAAUGCGCUCCCACCAUUCCACCCUCUAUCCCAGCAUUCCCUGCAGGAAAAAAAAAACGGGAUCCGGCACCUCCCGGCAUGGUUCCGCAGCACAAUUCCCACCCGGAAUAUUCCCACCGGAACAUCCCCCUCCUCCUCCCGCUUUUCCUUGGAAAAAAAAAAAAAAAACCAAAAAACCUGGAAGCACAAAAUGGCUGCGCACUGUUACCGACCUUGGCGCCUCGCCGGGAUUCUUCCCGAAAGAAAAGCCGAGAAAAACUUGGAAUUUUUUGGGGGGGAAGAAGUUUUGAGUGCGUCAACCUGAAAAUCCACCUGGUUUUCCAGAGAAUUCCUUGGAAUUUUUAGCAGUUCCCCCCGCCCUUGCACUUUGCAUGUCCUUUUCCUGUAGGAAAUUUGCAUUUUUUAUUUUUCUCUUCGUUCCCCCCAAAAAUAUCAAGGAUCCGCUUUUCCCUUCAUUUAGAAAAUUCCUGAAUUCCCAAAAAUAAAAAAAAAGAUUGGAAUAAGGAGCACGCGGAGCCUGGAAUUUUCUUCCAAAUUUCCCAGAGUUUUAUUGAAAUAAAAAUUCCUGGCAAACUU
This is a messenger RNA of Hirundo rustica (Barn swallow), 4520 nucleotides long. RefSeq names its product jumonji domain containing 4 (gene JMJD4). Gene Ontology annotation, biological process: negative regulation of gene expression; protein hydroxylation; positive regulation of translational termination. The transcript has 7 exons. The record is from RefSeq and is a predicted model, not a curated record. The coding region runs from base 25 to 1302 and encodes 425 amino acids. NCBI's taxonomy places the organism in Eukaryota, Metazoa, Chordata, Aves, Passeriformes, Hirundinidae. Gene Ontology annotation, cellular component: cytoplasm; nucleus. Gene Ontology annotation, molecular function: sequence-specific DNA binding; histone H4R3 demethylase activity.